Molecule: messenger RNA, 804 nt
Organism: Manihot esculenta (cassava)
Lineage: Eukaryota; Viridiplantae; Streptophyta; Magnoliopsida; Malpighiales; Euphorbiaceae
Product: protein NDR1
Exons: 1
Coding region: 156-779 (207 amino acids)
Biological process (GO): defense response to other organism
Source: RefSeq, a predicted model, not a curated record
AAAUACUCAAGUCAAGUCAAGUCGUCUUCUUUCUUUAAUAAAAGAAGAGAACAGAGUGGAACAGCAAAGAUCUUAGGAUUCUCAGCUACCAAUCUAGCCUUGCACACGAUUAACCUUCUUAUUUUUCUUUUCUUAGAUCUAUUCACCGGAAGGCCAUGCCGGAUUCGAGUGGUGGUUGCUGCAAGUGCUGUUGCAGCUUCAUAUUCACUCUAGGCUUGACAGCUCUGUUCAUGUGGCUAAGCCUGCGUACCUCGAAUCCCAAAUGCUUACUCCAAAAAUUUUACAUUCCCGCACUCAACAAAACCCUAAAUCCUCCAAAAAAUACCAGUCUCUUCUUUGAGCUCAGACUGGAGAACACCAACAAAGACAAGGGAGUCUACUACGAUCCAAUAAACGUAACAUUUUUUGACAAUCCAAACAAGAAUCAUUCCAUAGGGAAUUUCACAAUCCAAAAAUUUUAUCAAGGGCAUAAGAAGAAGGCAACCAAGGGCGGUGACUUUAACGCCAGUGGACUCGACGUGGAAGCCAUUUCGCGAGCGAUUUCAAACGGGUCGGCGAUUUUCCGGGUUGAUAUUGCUACGGCGGUGAGAUACAAGAUUAUGGCAUGGAAAACGAAGAGGCAUAGGAUCACGGUGGGAGCAGAUGUGAAUAUCAAUGAUCAAGGAACUCAGGUGAACCCCGAUAAGCGUAUAAAACUUUCAAAUGCAGAAAUGAUUGGAAGCUCCUAUGGGAAAACAAUUGGGAUUUUGUUAUUUCUUUUUUAUCUUAAUUUAUGGUAAGCUCCCCUUCUUUUUAUUUUUUGAA